ACUUCACGUGCUUCGUACGAAAACGCGGAUAGGACGCCAUUUUGAUAUUAUCGAGAACAAGAAUAGCCGGGUUGUGUUCGAGGUCAUAUUUCUAAUAAUAUCAUUCUCUAUCCAUAUAUUUUAAUCAAAUUAUUCAACAGAUGACUGCUCCGCAAUCAGUAGUUAAGGAUGACGUUCAGCGCGAAAUUCCUAAGCCGAUAGAUCGUGAAAAGAUAUGCCCACUGCUUCUGCGUGUAUUUUGCUCUACAAGUCGUCACAAUCCCCUCAGCGAAUAUGACAGAGGAAGAACUCCGAGUAAUGAACUUCAAAUUUAUACUUGGAUGGAUGCUACAUUAAAAGAGCUAACAGCCUUAGUAAAGGAAGUGAAUAUCGACGCUAAAAGAAAGGGGACAUUUUUCGAUUUUGCGAUCGUUUUUCCAGACACAAGAUCACCAGUUUAUCGUAUGAGAGAAAUAGGAACUACUUGUGCGGGUAAACGAGGUGCCGAUGAUGAGCUCACAUUGGCAGGGAAAAGAUUUCAAAUUGGUGAUUAUAUCGAUAUCGCUAUUACUCCACCAAGAGGAGAUCGUCGAGACAUGGGACGGGAUAGAAGAUAUUGA
Messenger RNA from Dimorphilus gyrociliatus, 599 nucleotides. NCBI's taxonomy places the organism in Eukaryota, Metazoa, Annelida, Polychaeta, Dinophilidae. The record is from the annotation of a GenBank genome assembly.